Messenger RNA from Candidozyma haemuli, 3162 nucleotides. It is a transcript of the gene VAS1, whose product is annotated as valine--tRNA ligase. Gene Ontology annotation, molecular function: aminoacyl-tRNA deacylase activity; ATP binding; valine-tRNA ligase activity. NCBI's taxonomy places the organism in Eukaryota, Fungi, Ascomycota, Pichiomycetes, Serinales, Metschnikowiaceae. Bases 1 to 3162 code for a protein of 1053 amino acids. The transcript has a single exon. Gene Ontology annotation, cellular component: cytosol. Gene Ontology annotation, biological process: valyl-tRNA aminoacylation. The record is from RefSeq and is a predicted model, not a curated record.
AUGGCUGAAGAAGAUAAGUUGAACGCUUCCUCAGCUCAGGCUCAGGCCCCAGGCGCAGACGAAGCCACAAAAGAAAAGACUCCAAAGCAGUUGGAGAAUGAGAGAAAGAAGGCCGAGAAGAUGGCCAAGUUCUUAGCCAAGAAGAAGAAGCAGGAGGAAGAUGCUAAGAACAAGAAACCUUCCGAAAAGAAGCCUAAGAAGGAGAAAAAGGUCGCUGAACCUGUUCCUGAAUGGAAGGACGAGACGAAACCUGGUGAAAAGAAGAUCUUGGCCUCUUUGGACGAUGCUGCUUUCAAGGCUUACAACCCAAAGAACGUUGAGAGCUCUUGGUACUCAUGGUGGGAAAAGCAGGGCUACUUCGAACCUGAACUUGAUGAAGGUAAGAUCAAGAAGGAAGGUCAGUUCACCAUUCCAGCCCCACCUCCAAAUGUUACUGGUGCUUUGCACAUUGGACAUGCUUUGACUAUUGCCAUUCAAGAUACAUUGAUUAGAUACAACAGAAUGAAGGGAAAGACCACUUUGUUCUUGCCCGGUUUCGAUCACGCUGGUAUCUCCACUCAAUCGGUGGUUGAGAAGCAGGUUUGGAAGAAUGAAAAGAAGACCAGACAUGACUAUGGCCGUGAGAAGUUCGUUGAGAAGGUUUGGGAAUGGAAGGAAGAGUACCAUGCCAGAAUCAAGGACCAGGUCAAGAGAUUGGGUGCUUCGUAUGACUGGUCUAGAGAGGCUUUCACUUUGAACCCAGACUUGUCAGCUGCCGUUGUCGAGGCUUUCGUGAGAUUGCACGAGGAUGGUACUAUCUACCGUGCCUCCAGAUUGGUCAAUUGGUCCACCAAGUUGAACACGGCCAUUUCCAACUUGGAGGUUGAGAACAAGAACAUCAAUGGUAGAACCUUGUUGUCUGUGCCAAACUACGAUGAGAAGAUCGAGUUCGGUGUCUUGACCUCUUACUCAUACCCUGUGGUUGACUCUGAUGAGAAGAUCACCGUUGCCACAACCAGACCGGAAACCUUGUUUGGUGAUACCGGUGUGGCAGUCCACCCUGAGGACCCUCGUUACAAGCAUUUGCAUGGUAAAUUUGUUCAGCAUCCUUUCUUGGACCGUAAGAUUCCUAUCGUCACUGAUUCCGAAGCUGUGGACAUGACCUUCGGUACUGGUGCUGUGAAGAUUACCCCUGCUCACGACCAGAACGAUUACAGCACUGGUAAGAGACAGAACCUUGAGUUCAUCAACAUCUUGACUGAUGAUGGUUACUUGAAUGAAAACUGUGGUGAAUGGAAGGGCAUGAAGAGAUUCGAUGCUAGAGCUAAGGUCAUUGAGGCAUUGAAGAACAAGGGUUUGUACGUCGAUCAGAAGGACAACGAGAUGACCAUCCCAACUUGUUCCAGAUCUGGUGAUGUUAUUGAGCCAUUGUUGAAGCCUCAAUGGUGGGUUAAGCAAGAUGAUAUGGCCAAGGAAGCCAUCAAGGCAGUGAAGAACGGAGACAUUACCAUCACCCCACAAUCUUCCGAGAAGGAGUACUUCCAAUGGUUGGAGAACAUUCAAGAUUGGUGUAUCUCCAGACAGUUGUGGUGGGGUCACAGAUGCCCUGUGUACUUCAUUAACAUUGAAGGCCAAGAGGGUGACCGUUUGGACAACCACUACUGGGUUGCUGGUAGAUCUUACGAAGAGGCUUUGGAAAAGGCUGGAAAGAGAUUCCCCGACUCCAAGUUCACCUUGGAGCAGGAUGAAGAUGUCUUGGACACUUGGUUCUCUUCCGGUUUGUGGCCAAUCUCCACUUUGGGAUGGCCAAAUCAGACUGAUGAUCUCAAACUCUUCGCUCCUAUGUCCAUGUUGGAGACGGGUUGGGAUAUUUUGUUCUUCUGGGUCUCCCGUAUGAUCUUGUUGGGCUUGAAGUUGACUGGCAAGGUUCCAUUCAAGGAGGUUUUCUGCCACUCUUUGGUCAGAGACGCUCAGGGUAGAAAGAUGUCUAAAUCUUUGGGUAAUGUCGUCGAUCCAUUGGAUGUUAUCAGUGGUAUCUCCUUGGACGAAUUGUACGAGAAGUUGAAGAUUGGUAACUUGGAUGCUAAAGAGAUCGAGAAGGCCUCUGCCGGUCAAAAGCAAUCUUAUCCAAAUGGUAUUCCAGAGUGUGGUACCGAUGCCUUGAGAUUCGCUUUGUGUGCCUACACUACUGGUGGUAGAGAUAUCAACUUGGAUAUCUUGAGAGUCGAAGGUUACAGAAAGUUCUGUAACAAGAUGUACCAGGCAACGAAGUUCGUCUUGGGUAGAUUGGGUGACGACUACAAGCCUCCUUCAACUCAAGCCAAGACCGGCAACGAGUCUUUGGUCGAGAAAUGGAUUUUGCAUAAAUUGACUACUGCUACCAAGAGUUUCACUGAGCACAUUGAGAAGCGUGAGUUCUCUGAAACCACCAGUGCGGUCUACAACUUCUGGUACGACUUGUGUGAUGUUUACAUUGAGAACUCCAAGCAUUUGAUUCAAGACGGUACCGAAGAGCAGAAGAAGUCAGCUCAGGACACUUUGUACACUUGUAUCGACCAGGGUUUGAAGAUGAUCCACCCAUUCAUGCCUUUCAUUACUGAGGAGAUGUGGCAGAGAUUGCCACGUAGAGCUGAGGACUCUACUCCAUCGAUCACCAUUGCCAAGUUCCCAGAGUAUGAGGCUUCUUUCGAUGACAAGGAAGCUCACGAUGCUUACGAAUUGGUUUUGGCCAUCACCAAGGGUGCUAGAUCCUUGCUUUCUCAAUACAACAUCUUGAAGAAUGGUCAAGUCUACGUUGAAACUUCAGACGAGAACGUGAGAAAGAUUGCUAAGGACCAGGACCACUCUAUCGUCUCCUUGAUCAAGGGUGUCGAGAAGAUUGAAGUUUUGGAUGCUAACCAGCCUGUGCCAAGUGGAUGUGCUUUGAACGGUGUCAAUGCCACUACCAACGUGCACGUUUUGGUGAAGGGCCAAAUCGACUUGGACGCUGAAAUUGCCAAGGUGAACAAGAAGUUGAGUAACGUCAAGGAGUUGGACUCCAAGUUGAAGGACUCGAUCAAGAAGUUUACCGACAAGACGAAACAGGAGGCCAAGGACGCUGCCUUCAAGAGACAAGAGAACUUCAAGGCUGAGAUUGAGGGUUACGAGCAGACCAUCUCUAUCUUGGAGAAGUUGAAGCUUUAG